Messenger RNA from Leptopilina boulardi, 3517 nucleotides. RefSeq names its product E3 ubiquitin-protein ligase Bre1 (gene Bre1). The record is from RefSeq and is a predicted model, not a curated record. The transcript is spliced from 14 exons. Bases 383 to 3280 code for a protein of 965 amino acids. Gene Ontology annotation, cellular component: nucleus; HULC complex. Gene Ontology annotation, molecular function: ubiquitin protein ligase activity; metal ion binding. NCBI's taxonomy places the organism in Eukaryota, Metazoa, Arthropoda, Insecta, Hymenoptera, Figitidae.
CAAGCCGAUAGUCGGCAAGCUUUACUUAGAUUUUUUUCUAUAAAAAAAUAAAUUUAAUAAAACGAUUAGAAAAAAAAAUGCUCUCAUAUUUAAUUAAAAGUUUUCAUUUUUAUUUAAUUCGCAAUAUAGAGAAAAUUUAGAAAGAUAAUUAUCUUUUUGUAACAUAAAAAUUCCUAUUCAUAUCCAUAUUAAAUGCAAAAAAUUUUUUACACAACAAAGAUACAAUUAUUUUGAAGCUUGUAUUUUUAUUUUUAUCAUUAAGUGCAAAUUAUUUAUUUGUCAUAAAAGAGAGUAAUAACUUUUUUUUCGUGUGAAGUUUGUCAUUUAAUUGUCGGUUUACUCUUUAAAUUGAAAGAAAAAAAGUAAAUAAAUUACAUUUAAAAUGUCUAAACGAUCAGCAGAAGGUGGCGAUUCAAGUUCACAGCCUCCAAUUAAAAAAGUUCAAUUUGAACCAAUUUUAAUUGGACCCAUUUCAACACUUGAAGAAAUGGACAUGAAAGUUUUGCAGUUCCAAAAUAAAAAAUUGGCUCAGAGAUUAGAGCAACGUCAUCGUAUGGAAGCUGAACUCCGUCAAAGGAUAGAACAAUUAGAAAAGCGUCAAACGCAAGACGAUGCAGUUUUAAAUGUAGUCAAUCGAUAUUGGAAUCAAUUAAAUGAAGACAUUCGUGUUUUACUUCAAAGAUUUGAUGCCGAAACAGCCGAUGAAUCAGAAAAUAAAAAUGAAAGUGAAGCCACUACCUCUUUUCUCAUGCAACUUUCGUCUUGGGAUAAAGAAGAACUUGACGAUAAAUUGGCUAAUCGAGUUCAAGUUUCAAAACGUGCCGUUUCAAAAGUUGUUCAAGCCUUCGAUCGACUUUCUCAAAGAAAUGAAAAAAUUACUAUUGCUCUCAAAGGCGAAUUUGAAGGAGAAGAAGCACCAAAUAUCGAUGAAGUUGUACGAAACGCAAAUACGGAGAUUCAAACGGAAAAUAGAAAUUUACAAGCUAUUAAUCUUCAGCUUCAUGAGAAAUAUCAUACAAUAUCGCUUAAGAUGUCAGAACUUCAGGAUACAAUAACGGGCAAAGAUACGUUAGCGGCUGAAUUGCGAAAUCAAGUCGAUGAUUUACAGUACGAAUUAAAUAAAGUUCGUGCACGAAAUGACAAAUUGGAACAUCAUUUAGGAGAAGCUAUUGAAAAAUUAAAAGCAUUUCAACAAAUUCAUGGAUCUGAUGAUAAGGGUAGUAAUAAAUCGAAUACAAUUGUUCCUUCCAGUGUAUCGCAGACAAAAGUCGAAGAUCUACAGAGAGAAUUAGAAGAGACACGGGAAAUGGCUAAUAAUCGACUUCAAGAACUUGAUAAACUUCAUCAACAACAUCGCGAUGCACUCAAGGAAGUUGAAAAAUUAAAAAUGGACAUUCGACAGUUGCCAGAAUCUGUUAUCGUUGAAACUACCGAGUACAAAUGUUUACAAUCACAAUUUUCUGUUUUAUACAACGAAUCAAUGCAAUUGAAAACACAACUAGAUGACGCCAGACAACAAUUGCAAACAAGUAAAAAUGCUCACUUACGGCAUAUUGAAAUGAUGGAGAGUGAAGAACUUAUGGCUCAAAAGAAAUUACGCGGAGAGUGUAUUCAACUUGAAGACGUUCUAGCCCAAUUACGUAAGGAAUAUGAAAUGCUACGUAUUGAAUUUGAACAAAAUUUAGCAGCAAAUGAACAAACAGGACCAAUAAAUCGAGAAAUGAGACAUCUAAUAACUUCACUUCAAAAUCAUAAUCAACAAUUGAAAGGUGAAGUUCAUCGUUAUAAACGAAAAUAUAAAGACGCUUCAACUGAAAUUCCAAAAUUAAAAAAAGAAGUCGAAGAAUUAACUUCAAAACUCGGUCAACAAAAUACGCAGGACAAUAAAGAAGGAAAUAAUUCUGAUGGCAGUGGCAAAGAAGAAGAUCCUUCUAAUCCUGUACCUGGUUCGGCUCAGAUAAAAGAAGAAAGUAAUGUAUUAAUAAAACGAGAAGUUGGAAUUGAUGAAGAAUUAGAGACAAUUGAAGUGGGUGAAAAUGAAGGAAAUAAAGUAGCUCAUGAAUCAUCUACAUUAACAUCACCAGUAUUAAAAAAAGAAAAAGACAUUAAAAGGGAGAAGGAUAUGAAAAAGGAAGCUGUAAAAACAGAACAUCGUGAUCCAACUCAUAGAGCAUCGAAGGAUGCUAAGGCUGUGGAAGCGGAAAUUGUUCGAGAUUUAAAAGCGCAACUGAAAAAAGCCGUUAAUGAAAUGAAGGAAAUGAAACUGCUUUUGGAUAUGUACAAAGGUGUGGGAAAGGAACAACGCGAUAAAGUUCAACUUAUGGCUGCUGAACGUAAAACGAGAGCUGAACUUGAGGAAUUGAGACAACAAAUUAAGAAAAUACAGGAAAGUAAACGAGAGGAGAGAAAGAAACUAGCGGACGAGGAUGCUCAAAUGAAAAUCAAAAAAUUAGAGGAACAAACGUAUUCAUUACAAAAACAAGUUGCUUCUCAGAAACAGAGUUGUGUGUGGCUUCAGGAGGAGGAAGCUCUACUUAACGAAAUGGAAGUGACAGGUCAAGCAUUCGAAGAUAUGCAAGAACAAAAUUCAAGGCUGAUUCAACAAUUACGAGAGAAGGACGAUGCUAAUUUCAAAUUGAUGACGGAGCGCAUAAAAAGCAAUCAAUUGCAUAAACUUGCGAGAGAAGAAAAAGAUGUCCUAAAGGAGCAAGUAACAACAUUGACAACACAGGUAGAAGCUGCUAAUGUCGUUGUACGAAAAUUAGAAGAGAAAGAACGUCUAUUACAAAAUUCUCUAGCAACUGUGGAAAAAGAACUUGCACUGAGACAACAAGCCAUGGAAAUGCACAAGCGAAAAGCAAUUGAAAGUGCCCAAUCUGCUGCUGAUCUUAAACUUCAUUUAGAAAAAUACCAUUCUCAAAUGAAAGAAGCACAGCAAGUUGUUGCUGAAAAAACCAGUUCUCUUGAAGCUGAAGCAUAUAAAACGAAGCGUUUACAGGAGGAAAUAGCGCAACUACGACGAAAGGUGGAACGAAUGAAGAAGAUUGAAUUGGCGGAGACGGUGGAUGAAGUGAUGGCCGAAGAACUCCGAGAGUACAAAGAAACGUUGACAUGUCCCUCGUGCAAAGUGAAGAGAAAAGAUGCUGUUUUAACAAAAUGCUUUCAUGUAUUUUGUUGGGAUUGUUUGCGCACACGUUACGAAACACGACAACGCAAAUGUCCAAAAUGCAAUUGUGCCUUUGGGGCCAAUGACUAUCAUAGACUUUAUCUUUCCACUUGAGAGAAAAAACGUCGGUCUUAAAUAUAAUUUAAUGCCUAUUUGUAAAUACGUAUUAGUACACAUGCAUGUUCGAAAACAUUCGAUUAAAUUUUUUUUACUUUAUUAUUAUUUUUUUUUUUUGUUACUAGUUUAUUCAUUUAUGCAGACGUGAAUUCAAAGCAAAUGAAUUGCAAUUAAAUGUAUGUAAGUUGUGUAUUAAAAAUAGUAAUUUAUACAGUAAAAUAAUUAUCAUAUUUA